This is a messenger RNA of Lynx canadensis (Canada lynx), 948 nucleotides long. Its product is annotated as olfactory receptor 2T11-like. The record is from RefSeq and is a predicted model, not a curated record. The coding region runs from base 1 to 948 and encodes 315 amino acids. The transcript has a single exon. Gene Ontology annotation, cellular component: membrane. NCBI's taxonomy places the organism in Eukaryota, Metazoa, Chordata, Mammalia, Carnivora, Felidae. Gene Ontology annotation, molecular function: G protein-coupled receptor activity; olfactory receptor activity. Gene Ontology annotation, biological process: G protein-coupled receptor signaling pathway.
AUGGAGGGAGAAAAUGAGACAUUAACAACAGAUUUUAUUCUCUCAGGACUCUUCCCCAAUAUGAAGUAUGUCAGCAUCCUUAUCUACAUUAUCAUCCUGAUCUACCUUGCUGCAGUCACUGGGAAUAUCAUUCUGUUCUUUCUCAUAUGGAUAGACAUGAGGCUCCACACUCCAAUGUACUUUCUACUCAGCCAGCUGUCUUUCAUAGAUCUGGCCCUCAUCAGCAGCACUGUUCCAAAGAUGAUGAUAAACUUUUUCUCUGGAAGAAAAGACAUCACACGUCUUGCCUGUGGAAUCCAGAUAUUUUUCUUCUUUACUCUUGGGGGUGCUGAAUGCAUCCUCUUGACCCUUAUGGCUUAUGACCGAUAUGUAGCUGUCUGUAACCCUUUGAGAUACAUAGUCAUUAUGAACCACAGGGUCUGUCUGCAAAUGACCAUAGUGUCUUGGAUUGGGGGCAUAUUAGCUUCCACAGCCCACACAUUCUAUACCAUGAAUCUACCUAUCUGUGGUUCCAGAGAAAUCCACCAUUUCUUCUGUGAGAUGCCAGCAAUCAUGAAGAUCUCAUGCAAAGACACUUCCACCUAUGAGCUGGUGGUCUUAGCGAUGGGCAUUGCUUUUAUCAUUGUCCCUUUUGGACUUAUCAUGGCUUCCUACACUUUCAUCUUCCUUGCUGUUCUUCAUAUAAAAUCUUCCCAUGGCAGGAACAAAGCCUUGGCCACGUGCUCAUCUCAUCUUACAGUGGUAAGUUUUUAUCUAGGACCAUGUGUUUAUAUGUACAUGACACCGGGUUUCUCCCACACUCCUGAGCAAGAACAGGCUGUAUCUGUAUUUUGCACUGUCCUCACACCCAUGCUAAAUCCACUCAUCUACAGCUUGAGAAACAAAGAUGUGGUGAGGGCUUUUCAGGAAGUCCUGAGGAAGCAUCCAGUCUCUAAACAGAACACAUAA